AUGGUCCAGCGCCGACCAGGUCGAGCAGCUACUGCGCUGGUUGUUGCCACCGCAACAGCAUGGAUAGCCGCCACGACGAGCUUCGUGCCGGGUACUAGCUUACCCAGGCAGCCCCAUGUCGAGGCGAAGGCUGCGGGCAUGGCCGACAUAGGCGUCGACGUGCCAAGCAUGAGCAUCCCCAAUCCGGCAGUGCAGGAUGCGAAGGCGAGAUUGAUGGAUUUGCUCGAGGACAGCUCCCUGGAGGAAGAGGUCCUUCGACCUGAAGGUAAGCCCAUGCGGGGGCGUGUGGACGAAGCGAUCAUCCGACUAGAAAGGCUCAACUCUCAGGAGGAGCCCGUGUAUUCCAUUGAGCUGGACGGUACUUGGGACGUCAAGUAUGCCGGGUCCUAUGCCCCGGGCAUCUUGUCAUCUCCGACGCGCGAGUUGGCGCUCUUUUUGUAUGGUGGAGGAUUUUCGCUAGGAAACGCGCUGUCUUCUUUCGCACAGGGGUUUUGGGGUCAGUCUUUGGGCGUGAAGCUGGGCUCCAAGAAGGUCCAGAUCGCCGGUGGCCGCGACGUCGAAGCGUCAGCUCAGCUCGAAGUGGCGGGUCGGAAGGAGACACUGACUUACAAAGCUGAGCUGAUGCCGCUGAGCGCGCAGCGCAUGAGCGAAGAGGUUAUCGCAGUGAAGCUACCAGACCCAAUCGGCAGCCAGGAUCUGCCGCUCGAGCUUCGUCGAAGCAUCCUGGUGACGUAUUUGGACCAGGAUAUGAUGAUUGUCCGGGAUGAAUCUGGAGUUCCAGAGGUCCUGGUGAAGGAGCUUUCCCCUGUUGCGCCCGCCAUGGUCACAGAGGAGCAGGAAGCUUCAGCAGACGCCACGAAUGGAUCUACAACAAGCGACGAGGACCGGGCCCUGCUUGAUGCAGCCGAGUCCGAGGCAUCUUGA
Symbiodinium natans is the source of this 924-nucleotide messenger RNA. The record is from the annotation of a GenBank genome assembly. Lineage: Eukaryota; Dinophyceae; Suessiales; Symbiodiniaceae.